UUAAAGCUAUGUUUUCUAGCAUUUAGGGACAUGUGCUCAUGGAAUUGUAGACUAAAAAUCUAUCAUCCACUUACCUCAUAUUCCCAUGUUGUUGCUUAAGUCUGUAUUUGUAAUACCAGUGAUGGCAGCUAAUUUUCUAACACUUCCUGUAUGUGUGCUGGAUUUUUUCAAACUGUUAUGUUUUUUUGGUUUUGAAAGCUGGCCCUCCUCUUCAGAUUACCUUCUGAAGGUUUUCAUUCACUUGAAACUUGCUUUCGACGGGGUAUUAAAUCCUGCAAGUGAAAAAUCUUCCAGACUUAUCCCUGCUAAUAUCAUUGUGGUGGACGUAAAUUGAACAAAAAUCACAAAAUGCCAUUGCCAUACACUACUUACCUCAAUCUCACUGGAUUAUGUUGCUGCACAUUUUGCUUUCUACUCACAAUCCCCUUGAAGACUACCCUACAUAUCAUCAAUUAUUGCAGAUCUGCAUUCACAAGAAAGCGCUUUCACUAGGGAAAAAAGUCCACUCCUACAUUACUCACAGGCGAUUUUCAUUUGCUACGCGCACUACUCUUCAUAAUAAGCUUAUUUACAUGUAUGUCAAGUGCGGAAGUUUGGUGGAUGCCCGUAAUGUGUUUGAUCACAUGAGAGAACGAGACGUAGUCUCAUGGAAUACGAUUAUUGCUGCGUACAAAAGACAUGGGUGUCCUCACGAAGCAGUCACACUUUUUCACUGUAUGCAACAAACAGGUCUCCAACCUGAUCGGUUUACAGUUGCCAGCAUUCUCCCUGCCUGUGCCAAAAUAGGAGCUUUAGAACAGGGUAUGGACAUUCAUAAAAGCAUAAAGGAUACAGGAAUUUUGUCAGAUGUUGUAGUUGCAACUGCCCUGAUAAACAUGUAUGCAAAAUGUGGAAGCAUAGACAAGGCACGCGAACUGUUUGACAUAAUACCUCAAAGAGAUGUUUUCUCGUGGACUGCAAUGAUUGCAGGCUAUACCCAAAAUGGAUUUGUUGAGAAGGCUUUAGAAACUUUCAAUCAAAUGCAAUUGGCAGGUGUAAGACCAAAUUCUACAACCUUUGUCAGCAUCCUUCCUGCCUGUGCCAAAAUGGGAGCUCUGGAACAGGGUAUUAGCAUCCACCAAAGCAUAAAGGAUAUAGGAAUUUUGUCAGAUAUUGUUGUUGCAACUGCCCUGGCAGACAUGUAUGCAAAAUGUGGAAUUAUAGACAAGGCACGUGAACUGUUUGACGAAAUGCCUCAAAGAGAUGUGUUUUCGUGGACUGCAAUGAUUGCAGGCUAUGCACAAAAUGGAUUUUUUGAAAAUGCUUUAGAAACUUUAAAGCAAAUGCAAUUGGCAGGUGUAAGGCCAAAUUCUACAACCUUUGCCAGCAUCCUCCCUGCCUGUGCCAAAAUAGGAGCCUUGGAACAGGGUAUGCACAUCCACCAAAGGAUAAUGGAAGGAGGAUUUUUGUCAGAUAUUGUAGUUGGAAAUGCUCUGCUAGACAUGUAUGCAAAAUGUGGAAGCAUAGACAAGGCACGUGAACUGUUUAACAGAAUGCCUCAAAGAGAUGUCAUCUCAUGGAACGCUAUGAUCUCAGGAUAUGCACAAAAUGGAUUUGAUGAAAAGGCUUUAGAAACUUUCAAGCAAAUGCAAUUGGCAGGUGUACAGCCAGACUCCACAACGUUUGUCAGUAUCCUCCCUGCCUGUGCCAAAAUAGGAGCUUUGGAACAUGGAUAUGCACAAAAUGGAUUUGUUGAAAAGGCUUUAGAAACUUUCAAGCAAAUGCAAUUGGCAGGUGUAAAGCCAAAUUUCACAACCUUUGCUUGUGUUCUAUGUGCAUGCAGCCAUGCUGGUUUAGUAGAUGAGGGCUGUACAUACUUCAAUCAGAUGAGUAAUUCUUAUAGCAUUACACCUACAAUUGAUCAUUAUGUGUGCAUGGUUGACAUUCUUGCCCGUGCUGGCUAUCUUGAGCACUCCCUAAACUUUAUCAUCAAGAUGCCAGUUGAACCUGUGGUGGUCGUGUGGACGAGUUUUCUUAGUGCCUGUAGAUUACAUAUGAAUAUAGGCUUAGGAGUAUUUACAGCGACGCUGCUUUUUGAUUUGGAUCCUAAAAAUGCUGCAACUUAUGUUCUUCUCUCAAAUAUCUAUGCAGAAUUGGGCAGGCAGGAUGAGGUUCAAAUGGUAAGGAGAUUGAUGAAAGAUAGAGAAAUAAAAAAGAUCCCUGGAUGCAGUUGGAUCGAAGAUCAAAAAAUGGUACAUGUUUUUUGUGUAGGAGACAGAUCACAUCCACAGACACACGAGAUAUAUGCAGAGUUGGAGAAAUUGGCUUGGGAGAUGAAGGCAGCAGGGUAUUUUUCGGAUUCAAAACAGUUACUAAAUGAUGUGGAAGAGGAGGAAAAAGACUUAUUUCUCUGCCACCAUAGUGAAAAGCUGGCAAUUGCAUUUGGUUUGUUAAACACACACCCUGAAACAACUAUUAGAGUUGUUAAGAAUCUUCGGGUAUGUGCUGAUUGUCACACUGCAACGAAAUUUAUAUCUAAGAUUGUUGCAAGAGAAAUUGUUGUAAGAGAUGCCAACCGUUUCCAUCAUUUUAAACAGGGAGAAUGUUCUUGUGGAGAUUAUUGGUAAUGAUAAAUGAAACCUUUUGAAAAACAGGUUUGCACUGUAAUAAUUACCCCAUAUCAGACCUGCAGUAAUCAUGAACGGAUAAGGUUUUAUUUCAGAUUCUACAA
Molecule: messenger RNA, 2710 nt
Organism: Cryptomeria japonica (Japanese cedar)
Lineage: Eukaryota; Viridiplantae; Streptophyta; Pinopsida; Cupressales; Cupressaceae
Product: pentatricopeptide repeat-containing protein At5g66520
Exons: 2
Coding region: 390-2606 (738 amino acids)
Biological process (GO): RNA modification
Molecular function (GO): RNA binding; zinc ion binding; protein binding
Source: RefSeq, a predicted model, not a curated record